This is a messenger RNA of Prunus armeniaca (apricot), 879 nucleotides long. Lineage: Eukaryota; Viridiplantae; Streptophyta; Magnoliopsida; Rosales; Rosaceae. The record is from the annotation of a GenBank genome assembly.
AUGGAGAGCGGAUCCGAGACCCAGAUGGAUUUGAACAAGAACACUUCUCAUCAGAAUGAUCACUCUAUCAUGGAGAUGGGAUCUGGGAAUUUCGGGUGCGCCCAUUAUAGACGGAGGUGCAAGAUCAGAGCACCUUGCUGUGAUGAGAUAUUCGAUUGCAGGCAUUGCCAUAACGAAUCCAAGAAUACAUUGGAAGUUGAUCCUCUUGAUCGCCAUGACGUUCCUCGCCAUGAUGUGAAAAGGGUCAUCUGUUCCUUGUGCAAUACAGAACAAGAUGUUCAACAGCACUGUAUCCAAUGCGGCGUUUGCAUGGGGAACUAUUUUUGCCCCAAAUGCAAGUUCUUUGAUGAUGAUGUUUCGAAAAAACAGUACCAUUGUGACGAAUGCGGUAUCUGCAGAACUGGAGGCGAGCAGAAUUUUUUCCACUGUAACAAAUGUGAAUGUUGUUACUCAAAAGUGUUGAAGGAUUCACACAAUUGUGUGGAGAAAGCAAUGCAUCAUAAUUGUCCUGUGUGCUUUGAGUUUCUUUUCGACACAAGGGCAGACAUUACUGUCUUGCUAUGUGGACACACUAUACAUUUGGAAUGUGUAAAAGAGAUGGAGCGACAUUGCCAGUAUUCAUGCCCGGUUUGCUCAAAAUCAUAUCGCGAUAUGUCCCGUGUGUGGGAAAAACUUGAUCAGGAGAUUGCUGCAACUCCCAUGCCUCAAAUGUAUCAAAAUAAGAUGGUUUGGAUCCUCUGCAAUGAUUGUGGGCAAACAUCAGAGGUAAAUUUCCACAUUGUAGCACACAAGUGCCUGAAAUGCAACUCCUACAAUACAAGGCAAACACAAGGAGGGCCAGCCUCAUGCUCAUCAAGGAUUACAGAUAUGGUGAGAUGA